Messenger RNA from Striga hermonthica, 432 nucleotides. The record is from the annotation of a GenBank genome assembly. Lineage: Eukaryota; Viridiplantae; Streptophyta; Magnoliopsida; Lamiales; Orobanchaceae.
AUGAAACCCACAAAUCUCACUCUGCUCCUAACCAUCCUGCUGCUGGCAACGGCCGCCGUGACCAUCGCGACCCGACCCGACCCCGACGGGUCGGCCCAGCAGAAGAAAACGUCCAGUAAAGGUGGCGCGAACGACGUCCCCGGGAUGGGCGGGUUCUUCGGGCCAGGAGGCGGGUUCAACGUACCCGGGUUCGGGCCGGUGGCCGGCGGAGGGUACGGAUCCGGGUUCGGCGGCCCGACCGGCGGUCGGUCCAAGAGCGGCAUCGUGAGGAACCCCGUCACGUGCACGGAAAAAGGCCCGUGUUACAAAAAGAAGCUUAUCUGCCCGAAAAAGUGCUUCACGGCGUACGGCGGGUCGGGGAAGGGCUAUGGCUACGGCGGCGGUGGCGGCAGCUGCAACAUCGACUGCAAGAAAUGUAGGGCCACUUGCUGA